AUGACUCGUGCAUCGUCCUUCGUCUGUGUCACCUGCGGUGUCAACACCCUCGCCGACCCCUCUGGCAAGCCCCAAGAAUCCUGCAUCAUCUGCGACGAUCCUCGCCAGUACGUCCGUCAAGGCGGCCAGGAAUGGACCACUCUCGAGGAACUCAAGUCCAGCGGAAAAUACACCAACGUCUUUACUCCUACAACGGCCGACCCUGAACAUUUGAUCUCUAUCUCGACCACACCUUCUUAUGCGAUCGGCCAGCGCGGGAUCCUCGUCAAGACUCCCAAGGGUAACAUUCUCUGGGACUGUAUCACGCUUAUUGACGACGAAACAGUCCGCAAGAUCAAGGAGGACCAUGGAGGGCUCAAGGCGAUUGUCAUCUCCCACCCACAUUACUACUCGUCUCUCAAGGACUGGAGUGAGGCGUUUGGAGGGAUCCCUAUCUACACCCAUGCCAACGACAAGCAGUGGCUCCAGCGUCCUGCCGACAACCACAUCUUCUGGGAGGGUACCUCUCUCGACCUCCUCGACGGAGAGGUCAAGGUGUUGUGCCCCGGUGGACAUUUUGACGGAUCGAGUCUGCUCCUCUGGAACAAGAAUCUCCUGGUCGCCGAUACGAUGAUGAUUGCCGCCUCGCGCAAGUCCGUCUCGUUCAUGUACAGCUUCCCCAACUACUGGCCUCUGGGACCUAAUGAGGUCCAGACCAUCUGGAAGACUGUUCGCCCUCAUGAAGUCAACAACAUUCUGGGCGCAUGGAUUGGCAAGGAGAUUGUUGGAAAUGGACGCAACAUCAUCUUCAAUAGUGCUAGGUCGUACACCCAGUAUAGUGGACAUGACUCUGACAAGUUCUAUGGUCCUGAGUCUGAUGAGCUCUCCUUCAAGAACUAG
Linnemannia hyalina is the source of this 879-nucleotide messenger RNA. The record is from the annotation of a GenBank genome assembly. NCBI's taxonomy places the organism in Eukaryota, Fungi, Mortierellomycota, Mortierellomycetes, Mortierellales, Mortierellaceae.